Salvia hispanica is the source of this 4134-nucleotide messenger RNA. Its product is annotated as auxin response factor 19-like. Gene Ontology annotation, biological process: regulation of DNA-templated transcription; response to hormone. Gene Ontology annotation, cellular component: nucleus. The record is from RefSeq and is a predicted model, not a curated record. Gene Ontology annotation, molecular function: DNA binding. Lineage: Eukaryota; Viridiplantae; Streptophyta; Magnoliopsida; Lamiales; Lamiaceae.
UGCCCCUCUCUCUCUCUCUACCAAUUAUACAAAUCACAAUUCACACAGAUUUACAGCAUCAAUUUUAUAUUUAUUUAUACUAAAUUAAAAUACAAGUACACGACGACAGAAUGAUAAAUUCAACUCACCCUCUUCUAUAAAGAAGCCUGCUUUUUAUUGGCUGCGGGUUUUCCGGCGACUCCCAAGAUUCCUCCCUCCCUCUCUCUCUCACCGCCUUGAUCCCGCCUGCUCCGCCGCCGCCCCACCCACGUGGCCGACACCUUUCCUUUCCAUUUUCAGUAAGCCUCUGUACGGAAGCUUGAUGGGCCAGCUCAUUUGCGGCUGCUCCCUCCAUUCAAGAUUGGAUUUUUGGAGCAUAGCCCCCUUUUGGGACCAAAAUGGUGUCUUUUCUUGAAGUAAAAAUGGAGUCUUUCUUGAAUGUGGAGGUGGAGGUGGAAUGGGAUUUUGGGGGUUUUUGAGUAUGCAUUGAGUUUGGAAGGAAUUUUUAUUUUUUGGGUGGAAGGAAGAAAGUAUUCUUUUUUGAGUGGAUAUAAUAGAAGUGAGGUGAGGUUUGGUUUGGUUUAUGAAGGAGGAAAGGAAAGGAGGUUGAAUUUGCUGAGUGUGUAGUUGAAUUUUUGCUGCAAUGAAGAUUCCUUCUAAUGGAUUUUUGGCAAAUACAGCUGAAGGCGAAAAAAAGGUGACAAACUCCGAGCUAUGGCAUGCUUGUGCUGGGCCGUUGGUUUCGUUGCCGCCUGUGGGGAGCCUUGUCGUCUAUUUUCCUCAAGGUCACAGUGAACAAGUGGCAGCAUCGAUGCAGAAAGAGGCCGAUGGCAUCCCAAGCUAUCCGAAUCUUCCUUCAAAGUUGAUCUGUAUGCUCCACAACGUCACCCUACAUGCUGAUGCUGAAACAGAUGAGGUCUACGCGCAGAUGACUCUUCUGCCCGUCACUAAGUAUGAUCAGGAAGCGUUGCUCGUGUCUGAUAUUGGCCUUAAGCACAACAGACAACCAACUGAGUUUUUCUGUAAAACUCUCACGGCUAGUGACACGAGCACUCACGGUGGCUUUUCAGUCCCUCGUCGUGCAGCUGAGAAGAUCUUCCCACCUCUGGAUUUCUCGAUGCAACCUCCCGCCCAGGAGCUAACGGCGAAAGACUUGCAUGACCAGACAUGGACAUUCAGACAUAUUUAUAGAGGCCAGCCGAAAAGGCACCUACUGACAACAGGUUGGAGUGUGUUUGUGAGUUCUAAAAGACUCGUAACUGGUGAUGCCGUCCUUUUCAUAAGGGAUGAAAAGUCACAGCUUCUCCUUGGCAUACGAAGAGCAAAUAGGCAGCAGCCGGCUCUAUCCUCGUCUGUUAUCUCAAGCGACAGCAUGCAUAUUGGAAUUCUUGCUGCUGCAGCUCACGCUGCUGCGAACAACAGCCCUUUCACCAUAUUCUACAAUCCAAGGGCUAGCACUUCGGAGUUUGUGAUUCCGCUUGCCAAGUAUAACAAGGCAAUGUACACACAAGUGUCGUUGGGGAUGCGAUUCAGGAUGAUGUUUGAGACCGAGGAAUCCGGAGUGAGGAGGUACAUGGGCACGGUGACCGGUAUGAGUGAUUUGGAUCCCGUUCGAUGGAAGAACUCACAAUGGCGUAAUCUACAGGUCGGAUGGGACGAAUCAACGGCUGGGGAACGUCCUAGCAGAGUCUCGAUUUGGGAUAUUGAGCCUGUUGUGACUCCCUUUUACAUAUGCCCUCCUCCAUUUUACAGACCAAAGCUAGCCAGACAUCCCGGCUUCCCAGAUGAUUCUGAUGUAGAGAAUAUGUUCAAACGAGGCAUGCCGUGGCUGGCAGAUGAUUUCGGGUUGAAGGAUGCUUCGAGCUCGAUUUUUCCCGGCCUGAGCCUCGUGCAGUGGAUGAACAUGCAGCAGAACAAUCAGCUGUCGGCUAAUCAGUCGGGGUUGUAUCCAAACAUGGUGACGCCCGGUGCUCUGCAGGGCAACCUCGGCAGUGAUGAUCCGUCGAAACUGCUGAACUUCCGAUCCCCUGGUGUGGCUGCGCAGAAUCUUCAAAUGAGCAAAGGAAACCAUCAGAAUCAGCAAGCUAACCAGCUGCUGCAGUCGAACGCACCGUGGUCUCAGCAGCAGAUGUUGCAGUCUCCGACACCUGCUCAACAGCCGCAGCAGCUUCCGAUGCAGCAAAUGCAAUCCCAGAUGCUUCAGCCGACACAACAGCAGCAGUUACUGCAGCAAACACAACAGCAUCAGCAUCAGCAGUCGCAGUCGCAGUCGAUGUUAAUGCCUCCUGCAAUGAGCAGCAUGUCGUCCGAGCAGCAGGCUGCAAGCCGGAAUUUGCAGCAAACAGCAGCAUACUCCCAACUCCAGCACCAGCAACAGAUGCAGCAGCAGCAGCAUCAUGAUGUCUCGUCUAGCAGAACAACAUUUCCCGCGACGUCUCUAACUCAAGACUUGCCUUUCCAGCCACAUGUCGAACAGCCUUCAACGCUGCUGCAGAGAUCCCAAGAGCAGCACCAGAUGCAGUUUCAACAAGGAACGUUGCACGGGAUUCCGCAGAACUUAUCCCAACGGCCCGUAAUGCAACAGACGACGCCACAGCAUCAGAAUCUUUCCGACCAACAGUUGCAAAUGCAGUUUCUCCAGAAACUGCAGCAGCAGCAGCAACAACAGCAACAGCAGCAAAUGUCCGGUCCAUUAAAUCCGAUGAUGGAGCCGCAGAUGCCUCAGAAACAGCAAGUUCAGCAAAGCCAGCAAACACAACAUCUCUCUGCACCUAUGCAACAACAAUCGAACGGGAACUGCUUUUCCGCAUCCACACUCCUGCAGUCUCCGCAGUUUCAGACGAACCAAUUUCAUAUCCAGCAAAAGACUCCUCCCUUAGCCCGACAACAGUCGAGCCACACUGACGGCGAUGCUCCAUCGUGCUCAACGUCGCCUUCCAAGAUGAACGCACACGGCCUGCAACCAAGCUUCGCGAAGAGCCAAACAGGACAACCCGGGAUGAUAGAUAACACAAUUGUUCAUCCUUCUAACUUGGUGCAGGAGAGUCAUAACAAACUAGACCCUCGGAUAAAGCACGAAUCAGCCAACUCCAAAGCUCCGGAGCAGCAGCCCAAGUUCAAGAUAAACGCUGCUGAUCACAUGGAUGCCACCUCGUCUGCCACCUCGUAUUGCCUAGAUGCCGGCGCUCUCCAACAGAGUUUCCCACUGACGGGAUUGGAUGGCGAUGUCAAGUCACAUACUAGAAACGGGCUGCCCUUCGCGGCUGCCAUAGAUGGUUUGGCGCCCGAUGCUUUGCUGUCUCGGGGUUUUGACUCUGAUAAGGACAUCCAGAACUUACUCUCUAAUUACAGUGGCACACCGAGGGAUAUUGAGACGGAUUUGUCCUCUGGAAUCAAUUCUCAGUCGUUCGGAGUGCCUAAUAUGUCCUUCAAACCAGGCUCUUCAAACGAUGCCGCUCUAAACGAGACGGGGGUUAUGAACGGUGGGUUGUGGCCCAACCAGGCUCAGCGUAUGCGAACAUAUACAAAGGUUCAAAAACGUGGCUCGGUGGGGAGAACCAUAGAUGUCAAUCGUUACAAAGGGUACGAUGAGCUAAGGAAUGAUCUUGCUCGGAUGUUUGGCAUCGAGGGUCUUCUGGAGGACCCUCAACGCACCGAGUGGAAGCUCGUCUACGUAGACCAUGAAAACGACAUACUAUUAGUCGGAGAUGAUCCUUGGGAGGAAUUCGUGAGCUGUGUGCAGAGCAUAAAGAUACUUUCAGCUGCAGAGGUGCAGCAGAUGAGCUUGGAUGGAGAUCUAGCUCAGCUGCCCGUGGCAAACCAAGCUUGUAGCGGGACAGAUAGUGGCAACGUAUGGAGGGCGCACUACGACGAUAACUCAGCCACGUCGUUCAACCGGUAAAUGUAAUGCUUGUAGUAGGUGUCACCAAUUGACUUCAUCUUGACUGCGACUAAGAGAAGGUUGUAAAUGAUGAGAAGGGGUGAUGAUUGGUGUAAAUUUGAGGUGUUUAGUGUUAGGGUAGAGGAAAGAUUUGAGACAUAGGUUAAUGAAUUGUUUGUGUUGUUUGUGGAAGACAAAACUUCUUCCCAUUAACGUUGUAUAGCUUCAUGGACUGAGUUUAUUGCUCACAUAUUAGAAUACCACUGUUUUAUACA